UCGUGUUGACCCAGAGAGCAGCUCUGACUGAACGACCGGCUUCUCCUGUCUGAGCUUUAAUUCAACACACAGCAGGACCUGGAUCAGCUUCAGGAGUGAAGCAUGGAGGACUCAGCCGUCAUCCAGGCAGGUUUCAACGCCUCUGACCAGGAAGAACUGCAUGAGCCCUGCAGGUUCAGCAGCAGCAACAGCAUGAACUGGCUGCUCAGCUCCUACAUCUACUCCAUCAUCUGCAUCCUGGGCCUCGUGGGGAACGUUGUAAUAAUCAUCACUCUUACAUGUAAGACCAAAAACAAGCUGAAGAUACAUGAAGUCUUCCAGCUCAACCUGGCCAUCACCAACCUGCUGUUCACCGUGGCGCUGGCCUUCCUGAUCUACAACGAGCUGUACUCUUGGCCGAUGGGCCAGGCGGCCUGCAAGCUGCUGCAGGGAUCCUACAGCAUCAACCUGUACAGCGGCAUGCUGCUGAUCGCUGGGAUGAGCGUUUUGCACUUCGUCAGCCUCUGCAGUCCUCUGUACAGUCUGACAAGCUUCAUAGAGAUGAAACCCACCUUCAUCGUCUGUGUGUCCAUCUGGGUGUUUGCCCUGCUGCUCUCUGUCCCCACCUUCUACUUCUACCAGCUGUAUGUGCCAACAAGUGAAACCAUCCACAUGCUGGAGGGUGAAAAUCACAGCAACUCCUCAGCGUCGCCGCAGUUCGUCUGUGAGUUUCAGUUUGAAGACCACGACUUGUCCCAGAUCGUGAAAGUGGCGGUUCCGAGCGUCCAAAUGGCUGUCGGCUUCUUCCUGCCGCUGCUCGUCAUCAUCGUCUGUUACACCUCCAUCAUCAUCAAACUACUGACCAAAAAGUUCAUCCCAACUAACAGAAAAUCCGCAAAGAAAACUGGUCAGCCUUUCGACCAAAACGACACAAAACCCAGAGACCUUCGAGUGGAGGCAGUGAAGACGAUGAUGGGGAUAAUGCUGGUGUUUGUGGCCUGCCACCUGCCCCACAACCUGGUCCUGCUGUACGACACCUCCACCAUGUUCCAGCCGGUGGAGUGUGAAGAGGCUGACCGCUUGCACACCGCCCUGUCCGUCACAGAGUUCAUCGCCUACCUGCAGUGCUGCCUGAACCCGGUGAUGUACGGCUUCAUAGGCAAAAACUUCAGGCAGAACUUCAGGAAAACCUUCUUCUCAACCAACACAUCUCGCUACCAGUCCUCUACAAAAUCGACUAAAGGCGGCAGUCUCAAGGAACCUCUUAAAGAUGCAGAACUUCCUCUCAGUACUUAUUCAGAGAGUAGAUGCUCUGUGACGUGGAUCAUGAUGAAGGCAGACGUCACCUAA
Messenger RNA from Poecilia latipinna (sailfin molly), 1329 nucleotides. RefSeq names its product C-C chemokine receptor type 6-like. The coding region runs from base 103 to 1329 and encodes 408 amino acids. Gene Ontology annotation, biological process: cell chemotaxis; immune response; G protein-coupled receptor signaling pathway. The transcript has 2 exons. NCBI's taxonomy places the organism in Eukaryota, Metazoa, Chordata, Actinopteri, Cyprinodontiformes, Poeciliidae. Gene Ontology annotation, molecular function: C-C chemokine receptor activity; C-C chemokine binding. The record is from RefSeq and is a predicted model, not a curated record. Gene Ontology annotation, cellular component: membrane; external side of plasma membrane.